Perca fluviatilis (European perch) is the source of this 1076-nucleotide messenger RNA. Its product is annotated as pinopsin-like. Gene Ontology annotation, molecular function: G protein-coupled receptor activity. The record is from RefSeq and is a predicted model, not a curated record. The coding region runs from base 23 to 1060 and encodes 345 amino acids. Gene Ontology annotation, biological process: G protein-coupled receptor signaling pathway; visual perception. The transcript is spliced from 5 exons. Lineage: Eukaryota; Metazoa; Chordata; Actinopteri; Perciformes; Percidae. Gene Ontology annotation, cellular component: photoreceptor outer segment; membrane.
CUGGAGUGAUAGCCUGGUUGCCAUGGUGAUCGUCCUGCAGCAGCAUAGUAACAACCUCAGCACCGGCCACAGCUCCGUGUCGGACCCCGCCGCCGGCGGGCUGAGCCGGGCGCAUCACACCGCUGCAGCCGUAGUCCUCGGGUUCAUCCUGGUCCUGGGCUUCCUCGGUAACCUACUCGUGCUCCUGGUGUUCUCGCGCUUCCCCGGACUGGUGACUCCGGUGAACUUGCUGCUGAUCAACAUCAGCGCCAGCGACAUGCUCGUCUGCAUCUUCGGAACUCCCCUCAGCUUCGCGGCCAACGUGCGCGGCCGGUGGCUGACCGGCUCCUACGGGUGCCGAUGGUACGGUUUCUCCAACGCGUUUUUCGGUGUAGUAUCUCUGGUGUCUCUGUCUCUGCUGUCCUUUGAGCGGUACUCUGUGGUGCUCGGCAGAACUCAGUCGGACUCUUCUCAGUACUGCAGGGCCAGGCUUGCUGUCGCGGCCUCCUGGCUUUACUCGCUGAUCUGGACUCUGCCACCGCUGCUGGGCUGGAGCAGCUAUGGCCCAGAGGGUCCUGGCACCAUCUGCUCCAUCCAAUGGCACCAGCGCUCAACGACAGCUCGCUCCUACAUCAGCUGUUUGUUCAUCUUUUGCCUGCUGCUGCCGCUGCUGCUCAUGUUCUUCUGCUACGGGAGGAUCCUGCUGGCUGUGCGAGCAGUGGAGAGACAGGUCACCAGGGUCAACCAGUCCUCAGCUGAGCGGAGGGAAGUCCGUUUCCUUGUAAUGGUGGUCUCCAUGGUGACUAGCUACCUAUUGUGCUGGAUGCCAUACGGAGUUGUUGCGAUGCUCGCCUCCUUUGGACAGCCCGGCAUUGUGCCGCCUGCAGCCAGUUUAAUCCCGUCCCUGCUGGCAAAGACCAGCACUGUCCUCAACCCUGUUAUUUAUGUGCUGCUCAACAAACGGUUCUCCAGGUGUUUCCUGUACAUGAUCAGGUGCAGCUCAGAAGGUGCCAUGUUCACAUCCAGGGCCCAACAGGUACAGCGGCCCGCUCUGGUGCUAGUGGCUCAAUAUUCAACAUAGAGGUCAAAGGUCACCC